AUGUCAAGCAAGAAGAAUGUACUGUUGAUGGUCGCCGAUGAUCUUGGCAAGCAGCUCAGUUGCUAUGGUGCAUCAACUAUCAAAACACCCAGUAUCGACCGUCUGGCUGGGGAAGGCACCAAAUUUGAGUAUGCAUUUGCAAGUACCGCAUCGUGUAGCGGUAGCCGCUCUGUGAUAUACACAGGUCUUCACACCCACCAGAACGGCCAGUACGGACUUGCCAGUCAUCGCCACCACUUCGUCACCUUUGACCACGUCGAGACAGCCCCCCAGUUGCUGAAUCAGAGCGGCUACCGAACGGGAAUUCUUGGAAAAAUUCACGUUGGACCUGCGGCAGUCUAUCCCUGGGAGGUUACCAAGGAGAGCGAAACCCGGGAUGUGGCUGUGAUUGCUGAUCAAGCCAAGGAGUUCUUUCUUGAGUCCAAAAUAGAUGAGAGAUCCUUUUUCUUGACCAUUGGAUUCCACGAUCCUCAUCGCGAUCGCACACGAGGUGGAUUUGGCAACGACCAAAAAUACGAUCCUAGAAUCAAGAGCGGUUCCUACAAGGGCGAUGCUGUUGAGGUGCCUCCGUUCAUCAACGACUCCCCCGGUGCCCGCUUCGAGUUGGCUGAGUAUUAUAACUCAAUUCAUCGCCUUGAUCAGGGCAUCGGAUUCGUUUUGGACGCUCUCGAAGAGGCCGGUCUGGCUGAAUCAACCCUGGUUAUUUUCAUAAGCGACAAUGGCCCACCGUUUAUCAACUCCAAAACAACUCUCUUCGAUGCAGGGGUGAGAUUACCUCUCAUAAUCAAGCAUCCGAAAAUACGACCUACGAAUAACUUCGACAUGGUGUCAUAUGUUGAUAUCCUUCCAACCUUGCUUGACUAUGUUGGGCAUCCAGGCGUGGUAGAUCCAGCAAAAAAGCGUCUUGGGCACUCAUUACUUCCUAUCCUCGGAACUGACGGGAAAGCAUCAAAGCGUAAUCACGUCUUCGGCUCGCAUACCUUCCACGAGGUCACAAAUUACUGGCCCACAAGAUUCAUCCGGGACCGACGCUACAAGUACCAUCGAAACCUCGCGUGGCGACUCGACUUCCCAUUCGCGGCUGAUAUCUAUGGAUCUCUCUCCUGGGAGGACAUUCGCAAUUCCCCGGAUAGCGAGAUCAUGAUUGGAGAGCGAAAGCUUAAGGAUUAUUUCUUUCGUGCACCUGAAGAGCUGUACGAUUUAGAAAAUGACCCAAAUGAGGUGAUCAAUCUGGUGAAAGACCCAGCUCACGCCGCUGUACUCGAUGGCCUGAGGGUGCAACUGGAGACAUGGCAGCGACGGACCGAGGACCCUUGGCUAUACCGGGAUGGCGUAUCUACCUGGUUUGUAAGAUACCAUUCCCAGUCUGGGUUGAAGAUCCCAGACCGGCUAGACUUCGAUGCGGAACGGCCCGGAAACCAUGACCAGAAAUCGUUUGAUGGAGACUUGACCUGGGGGAAAGAUGUUGAGCCUGUGCGGCUUGAUCCAAGCCCCUGA
Penicillium salamii is the source of this 1497-nucleotide messenger RNA. The record is from the annotation of a GenBank genome assembly. Lineage: Eukaryota; Fungi; Ascomycota; Eurotiomycetes; Eurotiales; Aspergillaceae.